AUGGCCCCGUCCAUUCUGAAUUUCAGAGCCUUGCGUCGCCGGUCGAAGGCCAGCUUCCGGACGGAUCGUUCCAACACCGACAUCUCAAGCGACGCCAGCCAAGGAACCACUCCGACACCAACGAGCGGCGCAUCGACACCACCAUCCAUCUGUCAUACCUCAGAUCCUGCUCUUGAUAUCUCAGAGAAAGACCUCAGUCAACCUCCUGCUCGUCCUCAACUGCAGCCAGUAAACAAUGCUCAUCGACACAGCGUUUCCGGCAUGACCGGGCUUGGUUCUCCAGUUGUUAAUGGUAAAUCCAACUUGCCAAUCUCUCAAUAUGCGCCACGUAUAGCCAACGUUGCCGAGAAUGCCUGGGUCUAUCAAAAAGUGCUUCUUGUCUAUGGCACUAUUGGUGAACCUUCGCAGCACCAUCUCGAUGGCACCCUUUCAGUAACCCGACUCGACGACAGCUUUCCGCCCACUUACUGGCCAGUGAAUGAUUCUCAUUUCAAAGCCCUCGUUUACCUACAACCGGGACCGAACAAGAUUCGAUUCGACUUCUCCAGCCCCAAGCUACCCAAUAGCACCUCCUCGAACCCUAUUCACGCAUCUUAUCUAGUAGUUCAUAUGCUGCCAGCCAUUAAUGCGCCGCCGCUGCAGCUUGCCAUUCUUGUGGCCAAGGAUUCGCCCGAAACGUUUGAUGCCGUUCCGGCUCGAAUCGAGCGGGAAGGUAAUGAUCUAGCCACGGCAGUAUGCAAAUUUCGUAUGGCCGCAUAUAUCUGGCAAGCCUUCACGGCAGAACAGAUGUUACGGAACAAAUUUGGUCGUCGUGUUUUCAGAUUUGAGGAGGAAUGGGUUACUGGAACCUCCAACCACCGCGACCGGGAAAGUGGAACGCUGCGUUCAGAGGCUAGAAUACACAUUAUCAGGUCAGACAAAACUCUUGCGGAGCUCCGUGACCUUGAGUUGGCACAAGGCAAUGAGAGGUCAACCGAGGGAAGAAGUCUAUUUGAUAGUGCCGCCGAAGCUGUCAAGCAGUAUUUCAAACCAGUGGGCGGCCAGAAGCAGUACGUUUCAGUCCUGAUACUGGACACAAAGUGGGAUAAAGAGGCGCAGCUGGUGAGAGGACAUGUAGCGCAGAGUGGAAACGUGGGCGAUUUGCAACUGGCGAUCUUUGGCUCUCACUGCUUGCAGAGUUAUCCCACGACCUUCGAGGAGGUUGUCCCCGCAUUUACGGACUGUACUCCGACUGAUCUCGAAUUUGUCGCUAAUGACUGCAACCAAGCUGGAAGCUCUUGGGAGGCCGCCACUUUUGGCAUUGGCGCCCAUUUACACGAGACAGGACACCUGUUCGGUUGCCCUCAUCAGGAGAAUGGGGUUAUGCUUCGCGACUACCUAACACUAAACCGCAGCUUCAUUACUCGUGAGGCCUUCUGCACAAGGACAAAGUCUAAAGGCGGGCUAGUCCUUCAAAACGACGAGUGUGGCUGGCAUCGAUUGGAUUGCCUGCGCUUUCGCAGCCAUCCCUGCUUCAGGUUACCAAACGAUCCUCCGAUUAGCCACGACGAUAGCGUCCACGCUUUCCCUAUUGAAAAUGGGAAAGUGGUCUUCAUGGCGGCGACCGGUAUCGCCUUCAUUGAAUUGUUCGCAGAUGAUGACGAUGUGUGCCAGACAUGGAUCGAAUAUCUCACAGAAACAGGAUCGGUACAACGCCAAAUGACGCUGACCGAUCAAGACUUGCGCGAUCGACUUCCGGAAAUUAAGCGAAAGGGGCGGUUAAGGGUGUCUAUCAAAUCUUAUGGUGGCGGCAGCUUAGAAAUUGACGACUUCAAAAAGCUGUGUUCCAAGGAAUCCUCCUUCAAGUUGACCCCUGGCCCGCUUGGCAAGACGGCUUACCGAGGGAAGGCACUCGGCCUCUCAGCCCUUGAGGGCAGUGUUGGGCAUGAGGUUGUGUUUGAGAGUGCCGUCAAACAAAACAGGGUUUUGUCUCGUAUAAUUUUCUACCAUGCAAAGGUGGUAAAUGGGAUAGAAUUCGUCUACGAUGAUGACUCUGUCCAACUGUUUGGCAAACGAGGAGACGGGGAAGGCGGCGAUGCCUUCGAUUUUGACAUACGGCGAGGCGAAUACAUUUCGGGCUUCUUUGUCCGUUCGGGAUACUGGAUUGAUGCCAUCCAGGUUCUUACCAGCUUGGGCAGGAGAUCACCCAUCUUUGGUAAUGCUCAUGGGGGUUCCGCACACACUUUGAUACCUCCAAGAGGAUACACUAUUUGUGGUGUGGCCGGUUCAUGCGGUGCAUGGGUCGAUGGGUUCUCCCUCCUCAUUGUCCGGUAG
Molecule: messenger RNA, 2313 nt
Organism: Colletotrichum truncatum
Lineage: Eukaryota; Fungi; Ascomycota; Sordariomycetes; Glomerellales; Glomerellaceae
Product: zinc metalloproteinase
Cellular component (GO): cytoplasm
Source: RefSeq, a predicted model, not a curated record